AGCCCAUCGCAUUCCACGUCCUUCCAUUUUAUCUUAUUUAUACACCUUCUCCUUAACUUUUGUGACCAAUUCAUCAUCAUCAUCAUCAUCAUCUUUGAAACCUUGCAAAGUUUUUAUCAUUCCUUAAUAAUCAUGUCAUCCAUAGAUGCCUCAACUACCCGGGACUCCGGCAAGACGGCUCCGGAGUCUGGUCAUCAUCCUCCACCACCUCUAGUUAAUUUUUUCGGGGUUGAUUUUGUCCUACGGUUCUUCCUUUUUGCCUCGACUAUUUCCGCCCUUAUUGUUAUGGUCACAAGUAAGCAAACCAAGCUUAUUCCGACCUCGCUCUCUCCUCCGUUCCCUGCUUAUGUCUCUCGUGCUGCUAAGUUCGAUCACUCUCCCGCUUUCAUAUAUAUGGUGGUAGCUCUCGCGGUAACUUGCUUUUAUAGCAUUAUUACUAUGUUCACUUCGGCUUUUGUUAUCUCCAAUCCUUUCCCUUCAACAAAGAUGUUGUUCAAUAUGAUUCUCUUCGAUGCCUUGAUGGCCGGAAUUAUGGCUUCGGCGACUGGAGCAACCGGUGGUGUUGCAUAUAUUGGAUUGAAAGGAAACUCUCAUGUGAAUUGGAACAAGAUAUGCAAUUUUUAUGAUAAAUUUUGCCGUCAUAUUGGAGCUAGUGCACUUGUGUCUCUUAUUGCAUCAAUUAUUCUAGUCAUUCUUGUUAUAAUUUCUUCAUACUCUCUUUAUCGUCGAAGCCGAUGAUUUGAACAUUAAUUAUCUACUGCUGGUUUUUUAAAUUAUCAAUGUAAAUUGUGUGUGUAAAAAUAUGAAAAAAAAAAAACAAUAUGUUAUGUUA
This is a messenger RNA of Dioscorea cayenensis subsp. rotundata (Guinea yam), 832 nucleotides long. Its product is annotated as CASP-like protein 1D1. NCBI's taxonomy places the organism in Eukaryota, Viridiplantae, Streptophyta, Magnoliopsida, Dioscoreales, Dioscoreaceae. The coding region runs from base 133 to 738 and encodes 201 amino acids. The record is from RefSeq and is a predicted model, not a curated record. The transcript is spliced from 3 exons.